AUGGCCGAGAACGCUGAAGAAGAAUUUGCAAGGCUCCCUUCAGAAGAGCUCUUGGAGGAUACCGAAAUGCAUGAUUUCUCCGAACCAGGAGAAAGAGACCUCAGCCAGCUUGGAACUUAUCGAGAGAGAACAGUCGAGCCUUGUGAAGGCGUCUUGCUGGGUCAACAACCUGAGUCUGAACCCAUGCAAAGCAUAGAGCAAGAAUCUGAAGAGCCCAAGGGACCCAGCUUCAUCAUCGCUAUCGAUUUUGGAACGACAUUUUCCUCCGUAGCCUUUGUCCGCCUGGAACCUGACAAACCGACUCAUCUGGUUGGGAUCGACGACAUCGAAUGUAUUGACAACUUCCCCGACAUGCUACCGGGGCCGUCUGCCGAUAUCCUCGCCCAUCAUCCGACCGUGCCCACGGAGCUCAUGUGCCAUACACAGCAAGACAAGCCGAGGCCUGAAGAUCCACUCGAAUCAGAAUCUUCAGACCAUGACUCUUGCCCCUCCCUGGAUCACGAAUGGGCGUCUUCGUCGGCGGACGACUCCGAUCAAGAGAGGGAGGAGGUGAAGGUAUCAGUUGCCCGAACCGAACCCAACAUAAUCAGGACCUCGGAUUGGGGAUGGGGGGUCCAUUCUCGACUUGCGAAGCCGAACCCGCUGCCCCCAGGUCUAGCUCACUUGAAAAGCUUCAAACUGCUCCUGGACGACAGCCCGGCGACAAGAGACCUUCGUCAAAAAAGCGCCCUCGCCAUGAGGAUGUUGAAGCCUGCCAAGGUGAUGGAUGUCAUUUCCGAGUAUCUUGAACACCUGUUCAGGCAUACGAAAGCGAGGCUGACGGCCACUCAUGGCCUUCGCCGGGAUAGUCCGGUGGAGUUUGUCAUAUGUGUGCCCAACUCAUGGACGGACACAGCCUGUCGCGUCAUGCACGACGCUUUAGCGAAGGCCGUCAAAAUGCCUGGACAGACACAUCUCGAGCACGCCACGAUCAAAGACUUGUUCAUUGUUGCCGAAGCGGAGGCGGCGGCAACUUAUGCUCUCGAAACCCGUGACUACCUGUCCAAGGUGGCACUCAAUGGGUCGUUCUUGCUCCUGGAUUGUGGUGGUGGCACAGUAGAUGCCAUCACUUACAAAUUGACCAACAUCAAUCCGGCCCGGCUGGAAGAAGUGGUCAAGCCCGAAGGAGUCUGUUGUGGUUCCAGCUUCUUGAAUGAGAGGUACAGAACUUUACUGCAAAGGCGCCUCGAAGAUGCCACCAUCAUUGGGAACGACACGCCACUGGAGAGGAUCAUCUCCAAAUUGGUGCAGGACUUUGAAAGUGAGAAGAGGAGGAUGAAUAUAGUCGAUCAGAGAGCGAACUUCGACUCGCUUUAUAUCCAAGGCCUCGAGGACGACCGCGAGCGUGGGAUCAGGAAGAACAGACUGGAUCUCAAGAGGAAGGAAAUGUACGACGAAGUCUUCAAGUACUGCAUUCGGGGCGUUGAAGAUUUGAUGCGGAAGCAACUCAACGAGGCCAAAGAGAAAAAGGUCAACGUUGAGACAGUCAUUGUGAUCGGCGGCUUUGGAGAAUCGCCGUCACUGAUCAAUCAUCUCAAGAAGAUGCUGCGGAAGGAGCGAAAUCAUCGGAAUCAGCGCAUAGAUCUUGAACCUUCCCGUCACGUCGAGUCGGCCGUCGCACGCGGCGCGGUGCUGCGGGCCUUGAGGAAAGAGAACGGACCCGGUAGAAUCACCAGGUCGAGUUAUGGAAUUCUUCAAUCUCAGCGCUAUAACGAAGAUGAUCUGAAGCACAGGAAGUUCAGAGUUUCUCGCUCCCCAGCCGAUGGAGAACUGUAUAUCAUGAACACCAUCAACUGGAUCAUCCACAAGGACACCACUGUCCCGACCAGGUAUGAGACGUCGGUGAAGUCGAGACACAUAUUCAAAGUCUCAGAACCCGAGUUCUUAUGCGAAGAAGUCCUCUAUGUUUCUUCACGCAGCCACGAGUCGGGCUACAAAGUAGGACAUAAGGCGAACAAAGGCGCCCAAGAGGAAGGGAGGAUCCUGGCGGACCUCACGUUCCUCCGGACGCAGAAUCACAUCGAGCCGAAGACCGAGACGAAUGCCCAAGGAAAAUCUUACUCCUAUUACGAGAUCUUCUACGAUCUCUGGAUCAUCAUUGAGGGCCGAAAUCUGAGAUUUGAGGCGCGUUCACCUAUCGAUGGCGCCGAUGUGAAAGCUACGAAGCAAUUCAGCAUUGCCGCCGGUUUCGUUCCGGGCACGGCGUGA
Messenger RNA from Capronia coronata CBS 617.96, 2247 nucleotides. RefSeq lists its product as uncharacterized. Gene Ontology annotation, molecular function: ATP binding; ATP-dependent protein folding chaperone. Lineage: Eukaryota; Fungi; Ascomycota; Eurotiomycetes; Chaetothyriales; Herpotrichiellaceae. The transcript is spliced from 3 exons. The coding region runs from base 1 to 2247 and encodes 748 amino acids. The record is from RefSeq and is a predicted model, not a curated record.